GCAUUUCAGUUUGAGUUUGUAUUCAUGAUCAGCUAGCAGUGAAUAUUUCUCUCCGAAUUCCAAAAUUAAUUUUAAGUAAAAAGUCGGUUCAAAUGGGUUUGAUCUUAAUUUUAAUAAUAAUUUAUGUUGCGGCUUGCUGCAUUAUAUUUUUUGCUGUGUGCUGUCAAUCAGGAAAUACUUCUGCAACUAUUAACUCAAAUCGUGCCAUCACAUAUCCAGGACCAUCAUCACAGCCUAUCACAAGUUCAAGUCCACGAGCUACUCGUCAAGUGCCUUUAUCAACCACAAUACCAGAAAAUUUCUUACGAAUUCCUCUUAAUGCUUCACCUAGCUCAACUAGGCGGAUGCCAAUUCCUCAUUCUAAUGUUGGUUGGAAUGUUGCAGGAUCUCAAGCACAACCAUAUCCACCAAUCAACUCAGAGUGUCCGUAUCCACCACAAAGACCUUACCCACCCCAAGAAUCUGAAAGAUCGUAUUUAGUUCCUCCAUCUGCACCACAAUCAACAAAUAAUUCAGAUCUACUUGAUGACGCACCACCAAAUUAUGAAGAAGCUAUUCAGUUUAUUUCAAAAAAAUAGACAACGACAGAAAAUCAAGUCUUUAGGAUUAUAUUUUGGAUAUUCUGGGAUUUAUCCUGAGUGUCCGCACCUUGCAGGAAAUAAUAAAAUUAUUGUAAGUUAACAAAUUUAUUGUAAAAACUCAGGUGACUUUUAUGAAGAAGUUAAUUGAAUCAGAAUUCAACUGGUCAAUUCUAAUGCAUUUAAAGGAUAAGAUUUAAUAAAAAAAAAUAAUUU
Chironomus riparius is the source of this 794-nucleotide messenger RNA. NCBI's taxonomy places the organism in Eukaryota, Metazoa, Arthropoda, Insecta, Diptera, Chironomidae. The record is from the annotation of a GenBank genome assembly.